CUGACCCGACGUGCACUGUUUCGUCACGUCGUUAUUGAAUUCUAUUAAGUGGUUUAACCGUAGGUAGCAGCCAUGCUUCUCAAGGGCAUUACAACCCCGAUGCUGGGGCAGCAGCGCCCCACUCGCGGCCAGCUGCACGUCGUGAACGUGGCUACGCCCUCCAAGAAUCCCUCCUCUCGCCUGGCGAAGCGCAGCAAGGUGGAGAUUAUUAAGGAGAAGAGCGACUACCUGCGGCACCCACUCAUGGAGGAGCUGGUUAACGACGCCACCUUCAUCACCGAGGACUCGGUGCAGCUCAUGAAGUUCCACGGCUCGUACCAGCAGGACCACCGCGAGAAGCGCGCGUUUGGUCAGGGCAAGGCUUACUGCUUUAUGAUGCGCACGCGUCAGCCCGCUGGUGUCGUGCCCAACCGCCUGUACCUGGUGAUGGACGACCUGGCCGAUCAGUACGGCAACGGCACGCUGCGCCUGACUACGCGCCAGGCCUACCAGCUGCACGGCGUGCUGAAGAAGGACCUCAAGACGGUGUUCAGCUCCGUCAUCAAGAACAUGGGAUCCACCCUGGCCGCCUGCGGCGACGUCAACCGCAACGUUAUGGGCCCCUCCGCGCCCUUCACCAACCGCCCCGACUACGUGGCCGCCCAGAAGGCCGCCAACGACAUCGCCGACCUGCUGACGCCGCAGUCGGGCGCCUACUACGACGUGUGGCUGGACGGCGAGAAGUUCAUGUCGGCUUACAAGGAGGACCCCAAGGUGACCGCCGACCGUGCCUACAACGGCUUCGGCACCAACUUUGAGAACAGCCCCGAGCCUAUCUACGGCGCGCAGUUCCUGCCCCGCAAGUUCAAGGUGGCCACCACGGUGCCGGGCGACAACAGCGUGGACCUGUUCACCCAGGACCUGGGCGUGGUGGUCAUCAUGGACGAGAGCGGCAAGGAGGUCAAGGGCUACAACCUGACGGUGGGCGGCGGCAUGGGCCGCACACACCGCGACGAUGAGACCUUCCCGCGUCUGGCUGACCCGCUGGGCUACGUGGACAAGGACGACCUGUUCCACGCCGUCAAGGCGGUUGUUGCGGUUCAGCGCGACUACGGCCGCCGCGACAACCGCAAGCAGGCGCGCCUCAAGUACCUGGUGCACGAGUGGGGCAUUGAGCGCUUCCGCGCCGUGACCGAGCAGUACCUGGGCAAGAAGUUUCAGGAGUUCAAGCCGCUGCCGGCGUGGGAGUACAAGGACUACCUGGGCUGGGGCGAGCAGGGCGACGGCAAGCUGUUCUACGGCAUCUACGUGCAGGUGAAGGACCUGGAGUCCACGCUGGAGCCCAUCUUCGCCGCCUGGAAGGCCAGCCGCCGGCCAAAGGAGUCGUUCGGCGACUGGGUGUCGCGGGUCGGCUUCGCUGCCGUCAAGACCCAGGCCGCCGCCGCCGCCGCCACGCUGCCGGCGCCGGCGCCCGUCGCGGCGCCCGCCGCCGCUGCCGGCAACGGCAACGGUAACGGCAACGGCGCCGCGGCCGCCGCCGCCGGCAAGCAGCUCGCGACCAAGUAAGCGGCUGCUGCUCGCUGGCGCAGGAGCUGGGAGUAACAGCAGCAGCAAGUGAGCGGGAGGCUGCGGCGGAGGUCAAGGGGAGCUCGCGUACUACUGCGGCGCGCUACGUAGCACGUGUAGAGAGAUGCCGCUCGCGCGCUCGAACGUUGUUGUGGGGGCUUGAGGGGCAAAGGGGUUGCGGGACAGACGACUGCGGGGAACGUGGAUUGGCCUUCUAGGUCAGAGCGAUCGUAGUAGCGAUUUGAGCGCGCACUCGGGUUCGUCCCGCCGGUUGUGUGUGUAUGUGUGCAUGGCCGCGGUUUUUGUUGGCCUGCGUAUGUGCGUGUGUGUCGGUCCUGUCGCAUCUUGUGUAUGGUACGGACAAAUGUACGGUACUUGAUUUGGGGGGUGCUGCGGCUUGCGUAAAGGCCGUUGUGAUUACUAGGCAGAAACGAGCCCAGCGCGUUGUGGCUUGGAGCUGGCAUGGGGGGCAAACACCGCCAGACCUUGUUCAGGGCUCUGAAUGUCGACAAGCGCGUUGGAACACAUUCGAUGGCCUCGCGAGAAUUGCAACACCACGCCAUUCUCAGCGACUGGCGGCUGUAGCGAUUGGGAGGAGGAUUGGACAUUGGCUUGUCACCCUAGCGAGGCCACGCCGGACGGGCAUGGUCGUGCGUACUAGCAGGUAUCUGUGUUCGCGGCAAGGUGGUGUGCGUUAGGCUGUGUGCGUCACGCGGAGGUAGCGGCGGCGGCGGCGGCGGGUCCACUGGUUGGGCGCGCGACUGCGCAUGGGUUGUAAACGCAUCAUGAAGGAUUCUGUAGUGGGCCUGUUGGAAGGCAUCAUGUCAGCAUGUUAGAUUGCUACA
Messenger RNA from Chlamydomonas reinhardtii, 2390 nucleotides. RefSeq lists its product as uncharacterized. Bases 73 to 1545 code for a protein of 490 amino acids. Gene Ontology annotation, molecular function: sulfite reductase (ferredoxin) activity; iron-sulfur cluster binding; heme binding. The record is from RefSeq and is a predicted model, not a curated record. Gene Ontology annotation, biological process: sulfate assimilation. The transcript is spliced from 9 exons. Lineage: Eukaryota; Viridiplantae; Chlorophyta; Chlorophyceae; Chlamydomonadales; Chlamydomonadaceae. Gene Ontology annotation, cellular component: sulfite reductase complex (NADPH); chloroplast stroma.